Cooperia oncophora is the source of this 210-nucleotide messenger RNA. The record is from the annotation of a GenBank genome assembly. Lineage: Eukaryota; Metazoa; Nematoda; Chromadorea; Rhabditida; Trichostrongylidae.
AUGGUGAAGUACAUCAAAGAAGUAUCCGCAGAUAAAGAGAAGUACACUGCAUUUCACCAAUGGAGGACUACUCACGAAGCUUUACCCGAACAUAAUGAUGACACGGGAUUUUGUGAGUUGUGCCGACGGCUUCAACAAAACCAGCUAGGAUACAUGUCAUAUGCAGACGUCCGCAAAUGGCACGCAUACAACCAAUGUGACGAUUCCUUU